Messenger RNA from Acromyrmex echinatior (Panamanian leafcutter ant), 635 nucleotides. RefSeq lists its product as uncharacterized. The record is from RefSeq and is a predicted model, not a curated record. NCBI's taxonomy places the organism in Eukaryota, Metazoa, Arthropoda, Insecta, Hymenoptera, Formicidae.
CAUAUAUCGAAGUCAUGGUGCCGACAUUCGUCGAUUUACAAGGAUUCGUCGUGGGUGAACGAUUCGUCGUGAAGGAGGUGGCAGUGCUGAAAAAUGGCGGCGACAUAACGCAUUACAUUUUUACGUGCCCGAUGCCAUGGCGUUUCUUGACGAAGAGCGAUCAGUCGCACGCCUCGUGGCUGAUGGCGCAUCAUCACGGAUUGCGAUGGAACGGGGUGGUGCCGUAUCGUAUGGCGCAGCGUUUGAUCGCUGAAGCUGUCAGUGGAGAGAGCGACGAUGAUGCACUUAUUUAUGUGAAAGGUCUCGAGAAACGGGGGUGGUUAAUAGACAUUCUAAACAACAAUGUCAUAGUCGAAACGAUCGAAAAUCAUUUCAAUGACAUUAAAUCGUUGGAAAAUCUAGACUCUACUAAUACGUUUCGAUGUCUGCAUUACUUUUAUACGAGCGAGAAGUUGUCACUUCACAUUGUUGACUGUACUACGACGAAUGAUUGUGCUGUUAUUCUUCCGAAUGAGAACGAUAAGUGGUUAUCGUUUCGCGAUUAUAAUAAGAAGGAGCGGCUUCUCUUUGUGGUUUAUACAGAUUUGGAGUGUAUACUGGAGAAGAAGAAGAGGAUCAACGAUGAAAACAUUUAG